GAUGCUCAUCACCCGCUGUCAACAACCAUGGGGAAGAUCACCUUCUACGAGGACCGAGACUUUCAGGGCCGCUGCUACAACUGCAUCGGGGACUGCCCCAACCUGCGGGUCUACUUCAGCCGCUGCAACUCUAUCCGAGUGGACAGUGGCUGCUGGAUGAUCUAUGAGCGCCCCAAUUACCAGGGCCACCAGUACUUCCUGCGCCGAGGCGAGUACCCCGACUAUCAGCACUGGAUGGGCCUCAGUGACUCGGUCCGAUCCUGCCGUAUAAUUCCUGAUACCAGCUCUCACAAGUUAAGGCUGUAUGAGAGAGAUGACUACCGAGGCCUUAUGUCUGAGCUCACUGACGACUGCGCCUGUGUCCCUGAACUCUUCCGUCUCCCUGAGAUCUAUUCCCUCCACGUGCUGGAGGGCUGCUGGGUCCUCUAUGAAAUGCCCAACUACCAGGGGCGGCAGUAUCUGCUGAGGCCAGGGGACUACAGGAGGUACCACGACUGGGGUGGUGCUGAUGCCAAGGUUGGCUCCUUGAGACGGGUCAUUGAUUUGCACUAAGCUGUGACUGCCUUGUAUGAUCCACACAGAAACCCAAUAAAUAUACAAAUUGUGCCCCCCGCA
This is a messenger RNA of Saimiri boliviensis boliviensis (Bolivian squirrel monkey), 615 nucleotides long. The record is from RefSeq and is a predicted model, not a curated record. Lineage: Eukaryota; Metazoa; Chordata; Mammalia; Primates; Cebidae.